Tympanuchus pallidicinctus (lesser prairie-chicken) is the source of this 4136-nucleotide messenger RNA. Its product is annotated as extracellular serine/threonine protein kinase FAM20C-like. Gene Ontology annotation, biological process: protein phosphorylation. The record is from RefSeq and is a predicted model, not a curated record. Gene Ontology annotation, cellular component: Golgi apparatus. Gene Ontology annotation, molecular function: phosphotransferase activity, alcohol group as acceptor. The transcript is spliced from 11 exons. NCBI's taxonomy places the organism in Eukaryota, Metazoa, Chordata, Aves, Galliformes, Phasianidae. Bases 2227 to 3837 code for a protein of 536 amino acids.
AUGGUGGAUACACACCCUGCUUCCUUCCUGGGUGACUCCAAGGGAGCAGAGAAGCACUCUCAUCCUUCCCAUUCAAUUCCUUUUGCAAGGAAGCAAGCCUGCUGAGGAAGGCUACCACGUCCAUGGUGUUGCUGACCCAGGUCCUCUGUCACCGAAGUGAGUCAGAGGUGGAAAAGGAGUUGAAAAGCUCAAGGUGAUACAUCGGUGCCAGUCAGAAUGACCCUUUCUAUCCGUCCAUCCCAGCAAGCCAGUGUGCAGCGGUCGCAGCUCAGAGGGCUGUGCUCAUGACUUCAUCCCUCCCUGCCGAGGGGAGAUGAGGAGCAUCGUUAUCGGCUGUCGGCCUGCGUGGCGGGGAGUCCGCGCUCUGUGCCAGCAAUGGAAAUGUCCUUGGGCGUAGGGCUCCUCCUGCAUCCCAAAGGUGACUGGGCCCUGCUGAGAAGGGGUGAAGAAGCUGGAAACAUGGAGGAAAGAGGUGCAAAUUCAAUCGCUUCUCUGUGGUGAUGUCAUGGCAACGAGGUGCGCUGAUGUGCUGUCAGGCAAUCAGGGCAGGCUUUGAAGCUCCCCAGCUCUUCCCCUUUGCUGUAGGCUCGCGUCUGGCUUUCUGAAAAAUCUUUUGGUUAAUAUUUAAUGGCAGCGUUGAAGUGCAAAGGGUGGCGAGCACCCCACCUAUUCCCCUUUCCUCUACAUUCCAAUUUGAUGCUAAAUUAGAGUUGGGGAGCGGGGAGGAUUAUGAUUUACCAUAGCAUGGGAACAGGUCUCCUGAUGAGAAGGAUGGCUUCAACCCAUAGUGAGGAAAAAAGGCUGCAGGCUCUGUGCUGGUGUCCCCGUGUGUGCAGCAGCCCUGAUAGCUCAGCAGGAGGGAGCUACCUACAUCACAGACCUGUCCCAGUCUGGCUCUGGGAUGUGGGAAGGAUGCCUUUGUCACCCUCCCUAGCCAAGUUUGGAGCUGAUGCUGGGCCACUGGAAGGAGCAGGGGGUCUCCCUCUCCCUUUGCUUUCCCAGAGCUGGCUUUGGAAUAAAGGAAUCCAUGGCCCCUCUCCCAGAGCUGAGCCCCGCUCCUUUGAUGCAAGUAGUUAGCACAUGUUUUUAUUGGCUUUUUUUUUUCUUUCCCACUAAGCAAUGACCUAACGAUCCUGUGUUCCAACCACAGCCCCUUCUAAGCUCCUUCUUUCCAAAACGUGCAUCCAGACCGGAUCCAGCAAAUCUCCCAGUGCAAGACGCCGUGUUCCCUUCCUCAAGGAAGCCAUCUGCUCCCCUCUGCCCGGCUCCUUCUGCAUGGCUUGCAGCUCGCCAGCCCUGUGGGAAGCUCUGCUCCUGUUGGCCAUGCUGUUUGUGCGUGGCAGGGGGAAGGAAACACAGUGCUGGCUGGAUCUGGGGCUGCUGGCAAUGUCAGCUGGAGGCGGUUUCCAAGCAACUGUUGUGCUGCAGGACACAUAGAGCCAGGAACACCAUAUUCCUGCUGUCCAUGUGGGCUGGACGGAGCCAGCACGGGGCUGGUGUGGAGAGCAGCAUGAGUGAGAGAGUAGUGUAGGGCCGUGGCACUGGAGGAGGUCUCCAGACCUGCUCCUUAUCUAACUGCCUCCAGCAAGGGGACAGCAUGAUGUAUGGGAUUUCACGUGUCCUCUGCAUUUUUUGGGGAGAUUAAAAAGGGUAAAAUUGCUCCAGCUGCUGUUUUAUCCUAUUUAUUUUACCCACUGAUGGGCAGUUGCAUACGAGCAUCCUUGAAUAGAUGGAGAGGUGGUAACAUUGCCCUGGCUGAGCAGUGGGAGCAAAACUAGAUGGCGAGUGCAUGGAUAUAAGCACAGUGGGAGCCCAGCAGAUAGGAUGGAGCUGGGGAGGGGGGGCAGAAGUAUGCAAACAAGGAGUGAAAGCAAGGGGAGCUGGGCAGGAAGAAGCCCAGAGAGAUGGGACAGUGCAGGGCAUCUGUUUGAUUGCCAGUGUGCAGGUUAUCUGUGACCGUCUCUGUCCCCGACCCACCUGCAGCUAUUGAUUUGGAACUUGCCCUGUUCAUGCUAACCUUGGCACUGCUAGCUCGUCCCUUAUAAAUCCUGCUGCAGCUCCUACCCCUCUCUCUGUCCUGCCACUAGGGUCUUCCCACAGCUCUGCUUUUUGCUGCGAUGUUUUAGAUGCAGGACUCUCCCUGAUUUCUGCCUGGAGGAGAGACGGGGCAGUGGAAGCACUGACUCUCUUUGCCCCGUGUGGGUGCCUGCCCCUUGGCAAGGAAGGAUGCGGCGCCAGCUGCAGACACUUGUCCAAAGGAAGUUUAAAGUCCUCCUCCUCCUGCUGCUGCUCCUGGCCUUUCUGCUGCAUGUCACGAUGGACUUGGCUCUCCCUGAGAGUCGCAGGCUCUGCAGCUGCGAUGCAAAAGCACCAAAAGCCUUGGGUACCCCCACAGGCAGCCCUUUGCUGGCCAGCCUUGAAAAGCUGAGCCUACGCAUCCUUCAGGACUUCAGUGGCAGCAACGGUUCCUUGGAGAAAAGCUCCCAGCCUCAGGGAGCAGGGCCACUGGGAAAAGAUGGGUUCGUGGGGAUCCAGCACCAGCAUGGAGACGUCAGCCCAGCAUGGGCCAAGGGAUCCAAGUUGGCUGCACUUUUUGAGCAUCCCCUUUAUAACAUCCCGUUGCCGGAGGUGAAGGACAAAGACAAGCUGUUUGUCGUCAAUCCCAUGGAAAAGUUCAGCCUACGGAGCAGUGGGAGCGAUGAAUGGGUCAGCAGCAGUAAAGCCGAGAUGGUCCUCCCGACAGGGAAGACAGCCUACGACACCUACCCUGCCUGGCUCAAGUUCCACGUCGGCAUCAACCGCUACGAGCUGUACCCGCGCAGGGACCCCCUGAUGCCCACCCUCCUGCAGGACCUGGCCACCAUGAAGAUUGUCAGCUCGGUGCAGAAGUCUGGCGGUACCCAGCUGAAGCUCAUCAUGACCUUCCCGAACUACGGGCAGGCCCUCUUCAAACCCAUGAAGCAGAGCAGGGAACAAGAGACCCCCGCUGACUUCUUCUACUUCUCAGACUUUGAGCGGCACAAUGCAGAGAUUGCAGCCUUUCACCUGGACAGGAUCCUGGAUUUCCGACGAAUCCCACCAGUUUCUGGUCGCUUGGUGAAUAUAACAAAGGAGAUCCGGGACAUCACGACCGACAAGAAACUGGCCAAGACUUUCUACAUCUCCCCAGCGGGCAACGUCUGCUUCUACGGGGAGUGCUCCUAUUACUGCUCCACCGAGCACGCUCUGUGCGGCAAGCCGGACCAGCUGGAGGGCUCCAUGGCAGUCCUGCUGCCCGACAAAGCUCUGGCCAAGCGUCGCUCCUGGCGCAGCCCCUGGCGCCGCUCCUACCACAAGAGCAAGAAGGCUGAGUGGGAGCUGGACCCCAACUACUGCACCCAGGUGCGCCGGACGCCGCCUUAUGACAGUGGUCAUCGCCUCCUUGACCUCAUCGACAUGGCAGUACUUGAUUUCCUCAUGGGCAACAUGGACCGGCACCACUAUGAGACCUUUGAGAAAUUUGGGAACGACACCUUCUUGCUUCACCUGGACAACGGCCGCGGCUUCGGCACGCACUCUCGUGACGAGAUGUCCAUCCUGGCCCCGCUCCAGCAGUGCUGCAGCAUCAAGAAAUCCACCUACCUGCGGCUGCGGCUGCUGGCCACCGAGCCCUACCGCCUGAGUGAGCUGAUGCGGGAAGCACUGGCUGCCGACCGCCUGGCGCCCGUCCUGGCCGAGCCCCACCUGCAGGCAUUGGACCGGCGCCUGGGCAAGGUGCUGGUAGCUGUGGGACGCUGCCUGGCCACGGCAGCACAGCCCCACCAGGUGCUGGUGGAUGACACAGGGUCGUGGCUGUGACGUCACGGAGACGGUGACGUGGUGUGAUGGCAAUCAUCAGCCUGGGAAGAGCUUGGAGUGCGUGGUAUUGGAUGAUGCAAGGGGAGAAGGGCGGGUGCGCGCGUUAUUUAAAUAAAUAGGUCGGCCUCGUGGAGGAAACAUGAUUUGGGAUCCCGGCCAGUGGAGCUGUUUUUCCAGUCCCGGAUUCACGUGGCACGGCCAUCCCUCCAAAUCCCUUUAUAAUGAGAGAAAAAAUUUUCAUAGACUCACAGAAUGAUUGGUUAUGGAAGGGACCUCAAAGCCCACCCAGUCCCACCCCG